UUCCUGCCACCGUCCAUCAGGUCUCUGCAUCACUCACUCACCCAGGAUCUCGACUGAGGAGUGGUGAUGUUGCGGUGGGCAGCGGCCACACUCUCUCCAGGACUAGAUCGGCGGCUCAUGUGCGAGUGAACGAGGUCGACCCAGUGUGUGUGGCUGACCCGCCCGGUGCAACUCAGAAGGGAUUUCUUAGGUUGAAGAACUGCGGACUGGCUGAGGUCUGCGACUAUGAAGGUCAAAGUCAUCCCGGUACUUGAAGACAACUACAUGUACCUGAUCAUUGAGGAACACACACGGGAGGCCGUGGCUGUAGACGUGGCUGUGCCCAAGAGGCACCUGAACCUAGUGCGCCAGUAUGGGGUGGGUGGCCCACCUGGCCGUCUGCAGCACUGUCACUUCAUCCUUAUCAGCUGCUGGAGAUUGCUGGCCGCGAGGGAGUGUCUCUGACCACGGUGCUGUCCACUCAUCAUCACUGGGACCAUACACGUGGAAAUGCAGAGCUGGCGCGCCUGCAGCCAGGACUGGCUAUCAUGGGAGCAGAUGAGCGGAUCUGCGCGCUAACCCGCAGGCUGGAACACGGAGAGGAACUUCAGUUUGGGGCCAUCCACGUGCGAUGCCUCUUGACGCCGGGCCACACCUCUGGCCACAUGAGCUACUUCCUGUGGGAGGAUGAAUGCCCGGACCCACCAGCCCUCUUCUCUGGUACCUUGCAGCCUGGACUCACCUACCAACCCAAUUCCACUGUGCCCUCCCGACCCCCUUCUGACCCUCUUUGCUCCCUAGGAGAUGCUCUGUCAGUGGCAGGCUGUGGCUGGCACCUGGAGGACACUGCCCAGCAGAUGUACCAGAGCUUGGCCAAGACUCUGGGUACCCUUCCACCCCAGACGAAGGUGUUCUGUGGUCAUGAGCAUACACUGAGCAAUCUUGAGUUUGCACAGAAAGUGGAGCCCUGCAACAGCCACGUGCAAGCUAAGCUGUCCUGGGCCCAGAAGAGGGAUGAUGAUGAUGUACCUACUGUGCCUUCAACGCUGGGCGAGGAGCUCAUGUACAACCCUUUCCUAAGGGUGACAGAGGAUCCGGUCCGUGCGUUCACAGGCCAGGUGGCACCAGCCCAGGUCCUGGAGGUGCUCUGCAGGGAGCGAGCACGCUUCCAGCUUGCUUCGGAGCCUCCACAGCCCCAGGUCCGGGCACUCCUGGCCUUACAAUGGGGGCUUCUGAGCACAGGCCAGGAAAAGUGAACUGUGUGGGGAGCCUGCUUGUCUCCACACUCCUCCGGACCUCAGGCCGACUGGAGCCCCUGCCACCCUGACUGCUUAUGGAGCCAUACAAGUGUGAUCUGUAGGAGCUCUUGUGGGUCCAGAGACAUACAUCCUGGGGACUGAGGAGGGUGAAUAAAACUUUGAAAGGCCCAGUGUGGUACCACAGACACACAGCAGAUA
This is a messenger RNA of Rattus rattus (black rat), 1436 nucleotides long. RefSeq names its product hydroxyacylglutathione hydrolase like (gene Haghl). The coding region runs from base 528 to 1235 and encodes 235 amino acids. Gene Ontology annotation, molecular function: hydroxyacylglutathione hydrolase activity. The transcript has 8 exons. The record is from RefSeq and is a predicted model, not a curated record. NCBI's taxonomy places the organism in Eukaryota, Metazoa, Chordata, Mammalia, Rodentia, Muridae.